AUGGUCAAAGAGACAAAGCUCUACGACCUGCUGAAUAUCAGCCCCAAUGCCACGCAAGAUGAGAUCAAGAAGGCCUACAGGAAAGCUGCGCUGAAAUGGCACCCAGACAAGAAUAAGGACAACCCGCAAGCCGCCGAGAAGUUCAAGGAGGUGUCGCAAGCCUAUGAGAUCCUCUCCGACCCAGAAAAGCGCAAAAUAUAUGACCAGUUUGGCCUCGAGUUCAUCCUGCGCGGCGGCCCUGCACCAGAUGCCGGUGGCACUGGCCCGCAUCCGUUCGCUGGCGGUAUGCCCGAGGGCUUCUCGUUCUUCAACAUGGGCGGCGCUCCUGGCGGUGCCAGCUUCCACUUCUCUACAGGUCCCGGCGGUGGUGGUUUUGCCUUCAGUGAUCCCGAGGAAGUGCUGCGUCGAGCAUUCGGCGGUACUAACAUCUUCGACGACCUCUUUGGCGGUGCCGCUGGCCGGGCUUCCGGCUCGGGUGGGCCUCGGGCGCGCGCAAGCCGGAGUUCGUUCGGUGCAGACACUAUGCGCGAUGCCUUUGGCGGUGGUACGGACAGCGCGCGCGGCACUAGGGCGUCCACGCCCGAGGUCACCACUGUAGAGAGGCCUCUGCCAGUCACGUUGGAGGAGCUGUUCCACGGCACGACGAAGAAAAUGAGGAUCAAGAGGAAGCUGUUCGAUGAAACUGGCAAGCGCAGGAUGGACGAGAUUAUCCUGGAAGUUAACAUUGAAAAGGGGCUCCGUAAGGGCACCAAGAUCCGUUUCAAGGGCGUUGGUGACCAAGAGGAGGGUGGCAGGCAGGACCUUGCGUUUGUCAUUGAGGAGAAACCGCAUCCACUCUUCGUCCGCGACAAAGAAGACCUGUACCACACUAUCGAUCUGUCACUCAAGGAGGCGCUUACGGGCUGGCACCGCACCAUCACCACCAUCGACGGCAAGCAGCUCCCAAUCGAAAAAACCGGCAUCACGCAGCCCGGUAGCCAAGACGUGUACCCGGGCUUGGGCAUGCCUGCGUCCAAGAAGCGUUCCAGCACGAAUGCUCGCGGCAAUUUCAUCGUCAAGUAUAACGUAAAGUUCCCGACAGAGUUGACAGAAGAGCAGAAGAAAAAGCUGAGGGAGAUUCUGUGA
This is a messenger RNA of Thermochaetoides thermophila DSM 1495, 1125 nucleotides long. RefSeq lists its product as uncharacterized. The transcript is spliced from 3 exons. Gene Ontology annotation, molecular function: protein-folding chaperone binding. Gene Ontology annotation, cellular component: cytosol. The record is from RefSeq and is a predicted model, not a curated record. The coding region runs from base 1 to 1125 and encodes 374 amino acids. NCBI's taxonomy places the organism in Eukaryota, Fungi, Ascomycota, Sordariomycetes, Sordariales, Chaetomiaceae. Gene Ontology annotation, biological process: translational initiation.